Leopardus geoffroyi (Geoffroy's cat) is the source of this 3402-nucleotide messenger RNA. Its product is annotated as monocarboxylate transporter 1. The transcript is spliced from 5 exons. Gene Ontology annotation, biological process: monocarboxylic acid transport; transmembrane transport. Gene Ontology annotation, molecular function: monocarboxylic acid transmembrane transporter activity. The record is from RefSeq and is a predicted model, not a curated record. Bases 245 to 1744 code for a protein of 499 amino acids. Lineage: Eukaryota; Metazoa; Chordata; Mammalia; Carnivora; Felidae. Gene Ontology annotation, cellular component: membrane.
CGGUCCCGGCGGGUUAUAAGGCAGCCGCGCCACGGGCCCGGCCCCACAAAGUGCUGGCGAGCUGCGACGUGACCAACCGGCCGCGUGGGUUCCCGAACGAGCGAACGAGGCAGCUGGUGAAGGACGCGACCUGGACCCUGGGCCCUGCGGAACUCCAGCCGCGUCACGCACACGCUCGGCGCCGCGAGCCGCGCAUAACGAUAUUUGGAUUUGAACUGCAUUUUGGAAUUCAUCUACACAUAAAAUGCCACCAGCAAUUGGAGGUCCAGUUGGAUAUACUCCCCCAGAUGGAGGCUGGGGGUGGGCGGUAGUAGUUGGAGCCUUCAUUUCCAUCGGCUUCUCUUAUGCGUUUCCCAAAUCCAUUACUGUGUUCUUCAAAGAAAUUGAAGGUAUCUUCAAUGCCACCACCAGUGAAGUGUCCUGGAUAUCCUCAAUCAUGUUGGCUGUCAUGUAUGGUGGAGGUCCUAUCAGCAGUAUCCUGGUGAAUAAAUAUGGCAGUCGUCCAAUCAUGAUUGCUGGUGGCUGUUUGUCAGGCUGUGGUUUGAUUGCAGCUUCUUUCUGUAAUACCGUUCAGGAACUUUACUUGUGUGUUGGAGUCAUUGGAGGUCUUGGGCUUGCCUUCAACUUGAAUCCGGCUCUGACCAUGAUUGGCAAGUAUUUCUACAAGAGGCGACCAUUGGCAAAUGGACUGGCCAUGGCAGGCAGCCCUGUGUUUCUCUCUACUCUGGCCCCCCUCAAUCAGGCUUUCUUUGGUAUCUUUGGCUGGAGAGGAAGCUUCCUAAUUCUUGGGGGCCUCCUACUAAAUUGCUGUGUAGCUGGUGCCCUGAUGCGACCGAUAGGGCCCCCGCCAACCAACGCAGGGAAAGAUAGGUCUAAAGAAUCCCUUCAGGAUGCUGGAAAAUCUGAAGGAAAAAAGGGAGUAGGUGAUGCAAAUACAGAUCUUAUUGGAGGAAACCCCAAACAAGAGAAACGAUCAGUCUUCCAAACAAUUAAUAAAUUCCUGGACUUAUCUCUGUUCACACACAGAGGCUUUUUGCUAUACCUCUCCGGAAAUGUGCUCAUGUUUUUUGGACUAUUUACUCCUUUGGUCUUUCUCAGUAAUUAUGGCAAGAGUAAACAUUACUCUAGUGAGAAGGCUGCCUUCCUUCUUUCCAUUCUGGCUUUCGUCGAUAUGGUAGCCAGACCUUCUAUGGGACUUGUAGCCAACACAAAGUGGAUAAGACCUCGAGUUCAGUACUUUUUUGCUGCUUCUAUUAUUGCAAAUGGAGUGUGUCAUCUGCUAGCACCUUUAUCCUCCAGCUACAUUGGGUUCUGUGUCUACGCGGGAUUCUUUGGAUUUGCAUUUGGGUGGCUCAGCUCCGUAUUAUUCGAAACACUGAUGGACCUUGUUGGACCCCAGAGGUUCUCCAGCGCUGUGGGAUUGGUGACCAUUGUGGAAUGCUGUCCUGUCCUCUUGGGGCCGCCACUUUUAGGUCGUCUGAAUGACAUCUAUGGAGACUACAAAUACACAUACUGGGCGUGUGGUGUGAUCCUAAUUAUCGCAGGCAUCUAUCUCUUCAUUGGCAUGGGCAUCAAUUAUCGGCUUGUGGCGAAAGAACAGAAAGCAGAGAAGCAGCAGAAAAAGGAAAAUAAAGAGGAGGAGACCAGUGUAGAUGCUGCUGAGAAGCCAAAAGAAUACACAGCAGAAUCUGAAGAGCAGAAAGACACAGAAGGAAGUCCCAAAGAGGAGGAGAGUCCAGUCUAAACGUGUGGGGCCCAAGGGUCAAUGGAGCAGCUUGUGACCCAAGAUACCUGAAAAUGUUCUACUGGCCUGUAAUCCAGCAGUGGUGCUCAAUGCAAAUAGUGGACAUUUGUGUGGGAAAUCAUACCAGGUGUUCAGUGAUGGAAUUUUUGUUUCACUCCUUACCAGUAGCCUGAAUUUAAAAUGCCAUACCUUUGGGAAGGGAGUGGUUGGCAAAGAAUGACAGAAGGAAGUAGUAUGGGGUUUUUUUUGUUUGUUUGUUUGUUUGUUUGUUUGUUUAAAUCUUAGCUUUUACCAGUGUCCAGAAGAUUAUAAUAUGUGCCUUAAGUUUUAGUCUUUAGAACUCUUUAGGGAGCCUUAACUUUUUAAACCAUUCUGCUGAAUUCAUCUAUUUUAAGUGUUACGUUGUAAGGAAGAGUAACAACUAACUUGUUUGAGACCAAUCUAAAAUUUAAAAUUAAUCUUUGUUUCAUUGUUACUUGUAAUAUAGUGUCAUACAUCAUCACUGGAAGAUUUAUAAGUAGAAAUAUUCAUUGCAAGUUGGGAUUUUAUAAAAUCCUGACUAAAAUAUUUUCCUAGCAUCAAUAGUUGCCUGGCAUAGUGCCUGCUAGCUAUAUAUUUAGGAAAUUUAAGGCAUAAAGCUUUGGAAACAUCUUGGCCAUUCUAGACACAUUGUACUCAUCAGCACCUCUCUGGAAUCUUUUCUUGGGAUGCUAAUAUUAGUGUUUGAGAAUUGAUUUCAUUACAUUACUGUUUUCCCUUUUCAAAGAUGCAUUUUGAGUGGUUAUAGGCCAUUGCCCCCUUUGAGGUCACUUAGUAUUUUUCAGUGUAAAAGUUAAUUUUAAAAUAUGCAAAACUAUGUAUUUGUGCCUCCUUAUUAGUAAAUACAACACAUCUAAUUAAAUGCAGACAGAUAUUUCAAACAGCAGCUGAAUUCAGCUUCAGUUUUACCAAAACCUCAGUUAAACUGUGAGACUUGGAAUCUUUUUUUGUUAAUGAUUUUCCUGGAAUUUCCCCCCAUUGAUUGAUAGUGGUUCCAUUUAUAUCUGUGUCUGUCUUAGAGCUGCGUGUGAGAUAUUCAAUCUUUGUAUAUUUGGGUUUUUUUCUUUAAUGUUUGCUAAUUAAAGAAAGCCAGAGCAAUUUGGCCCCAGGCAAACAAAUAAGGAUAAGAUUUGGAGGAAAGUUGCUCCUUUUCUUUUUCUCAGGCCUGACAGAAAAUUAUGUUUUGCUUACAAUUAUUGGAUACAUUCUUACUUUCCACACAAACCUAAAGAUAUUGUGACCCUUUUUACUUACUUGAGAAGUAGAGAAAUGGGUUUAAUACAAGGAUAGGGAGGAUGGACCAGAAUGAAAACUGUAAAUAUUUUUUAACCUAAUAUCUUCUAAAAUGCGCAAGAAGAUAAUGAUAGACACUCGAUAAAUUAUAUUCCGUGAAUUUAAAAAUAUUGUAAUUGACACAGUGAAAGAAAGUAUAGGUACAAAACCUUUUGUGUAAGAGGCUGGCUUUUCCAAAUAAACUUUUUUUUUCUUUUUUUUAAGAAAUGUUUCUCCCUCCAAAUGUUUAUUUUCUUGAGAAAGUAUUAGUGUGUCUUUAUUUUCAGUAUCAAGAUCCAUUUUGGCCCUUGCUAAUAUUAAAUCAUUUAGCUUAUGUGCUGUGGGAA